Gambusia affinis (western mosquitofish) is the source of this 4463-nucleotide messenger RNA. Its product is annotated as neuronal acetylcholine receptor subunit alpha-7-like. Gene Ontology annotation, biological process: chemical synaptic transmission; nervous system process; regulation of membrane potential. Gene Ontology annotation, molecular function: acetylcholine-gated monoatomic cation-selective channel activity; transmembrane signaling receptor activity. The record is from RefSeq and is a predicted model, not a curated record. Lineage: Eukaryota; Metazoa; Chordata; Actinopteri; Cyprinodontiformes; Poeciliidae. Gene Ontology annotation, cellular component: postsynaptic membrane; neuron projection; synapse. Bases 383 to 1987 code for a protein of 534 amino acids. The transcript has 10 exons.
CAGCGCUCUGAAAGUCACCCUGCAUAAACGAGCCUAAUGUGACCGGGGGUGACAAACCUGAGGAAGUUUGCAGGAUUUCGCUCAGCUCCGAAAAUCUGAUAUGUAAAAAAAAAUUUUUUUUAAAUCUGAGCGCAGGAAGAGAGAGAGGGAGAGAGAGGGCAGCUGGAUUCAAAGUGACUUUUGAAGUGACAGUCGACCCAAACACGAGAAGACAGACAUCCUGCGUGUGAAUGUGCCAGCGUGUCCGCGUCUGCCCGAGCAUCCAACGAGGAGGACCGAGACCGAGAGGGAGAGCAGCACCAGCAGUCUGUCAAGGCUCCUCUCCUUCCAAGUUUGGCAUUUCCAGCGGGCUUCACGGGGGGACUUCCGAUCUGAAGCUGCGAUGGAGCUUCGGAAAAGCAAUGGACCUGUAUUGGUUGGAGUUUACCUGUGGGCGACGUUUUACUAUCAAGCUUGUCACUGUGGCGUGUACCAGAGGAAACUGUACCACGAACUGAUGCUAAACUACAACCGUCUGGAGAGACCAGUCCAAAACGACUCUGCCCCUAUUCUUGUGGAACUUGGCCUGACAUUGCUACAGAUUAUUGACGUGGAUGAAAAGAACCAAGUGUUGAUCACAAACGCAUGGCUACAACUGCAUUGGACAGAUAUUUAUCUGUCCUGGAACCCAGAGAACUACCCCGGGGUUCAGAAUCUUCGCUUUCCCUCCAACCUGGUUUGGGUUCCAGAUAUCCUCCUCUACAACAGUGCCGAUGAGAGAUUUGAUGCCACGUUUCAUACAAAUGUGCUGGUUAAUGCAUCGGGAGCCUGCCAAUACAUCCCACCAGGUAUCCUGAAGAGUACAUGCUAUAUUGAUGUCCGGUGGUUCCCAUUUGAUAUCCAGAAGUGUGACCUGAAGUUUGGCUCUUGGACCCACAACGGCUGGCUCCUGGAUCUUCAGAUGAUGGAUGUGGACAUUUCUACAUACAUACCCAAUGGAGAGUGGGACCUCGUAGGUGUGCCUGGAAAACGCAACGAGUUGUACUAUGAGUGCUGCAAGGAGCCCUACCCUGAUGUGACGUUCACUGUCACUAUGCGACGCAGGACUUUGUACUACGGCCUCAACCUGCUCAUCCCCUGUGUGCUGAUUUCUGGAUUGGCCCUUUUGGUUUUUCUGCUUCCCGCUGACUCUGGAGAAAAGAUCUCACUGGGUAUUACUGUGCUGCUUUCUCUAACGGUGUUCAUGCUGCUUGUUGCAGAGAUCAUGCCUGCCACUUCAGACUCUGUUCCUCUAAUUGCACAGUACUUUGCCAGCACCAUGAUGAUUGUGGGCUUGUCUGUGGUGGUAACAGUCCUGGUUCUUCAAUUCCACCACCAUGAUCCCAGAGGGGGGAAAAUGCCUAAAUGGAUCCGUGUGAUUCUACUGAACUGGUGCGCUUGGUUCCUCCGCAUGAAGAAGCCCGGGGAAGAAAAUAAACCAGCAGUGAGCUCCAGUAACCCUCCAACGUACAAAUACUCUCACUCUCCUCCGCACCACACCAGCACCACCAGCAUCCAGAUGAGCACCAUACCAGGGCAGGUCCAGUCGACCACAACCAACGGCAACAUGAACCUGUACUUCGGCUACCACUCCACAGGAACAGACAACCCCGCCUUCCCACCGAGCACCGACUCAGGCCUAGUGACAUGUGGCAUUGGCGGUGAAGGAGGCGGAGGAAACCACCUGAGUGGCUCCUCCCAGCCUGACAUCCAAUCGGACCACACACGGACAAUGCUGUUAGAGCAGAUCCCGGAAAUCUCCCUCAUCCUGGAGGAAGUGCAGUACAUCGCCAGGCGCUUUCGAGACCAGGACAAGGGGGAGGAAAUCUGCAGUGAGUGGAAGUUUGCCGCCGCUGUGGUGGAUCGCUUAUGCUUGGUGGCCUUCUCGCUGUUCUCCAUCAUCUGCACCUUCACUAUACUCAUGUCAGCUCCAAAUUUCAUUGAGGCUGUGUCAAAAGACUUUACAUAAAGCUAAUUUCUUGCCACUCUGAGAAGGAGAAGGAAAAUUGCUUCAGAAAGUAUCCCAAACAUGUUGGUGUCUAUACUACACAAAGAUCCUGAACUACUUCUAGUUAAAGCCUCACAAGCUGACACACUGUACAUAAGACCUUAUUGUGUCGUUGCACUUUUCUUUGCAUUUGUUCAAUAUCUUUUUUCUCUUUGAGGUGGCUUUCCUAACAUCAUGCAAAUAGUAGGAUGUUUAUGCUAUUGUUAAUGGUGUAGAAACUCACUUUGAUGCACUUUUCACAUUUAUCCCCAACACUCCACCUCAUUUACCUGCCACCGCUGUGACGUCACGUCUUAUCAGAGUAGCCUCCUCACAAUCCUUCACUUUUCUGUUUUCCCUCACGUCCCUCUGUUACAUUUUUAGAUGCACAAGACAAUGCUGUUCCAUUUGUUGAGAACGGAUUAUUAUUUUUUUGCUGUUUGUUCUGUAAAUUAGGUCAGAUAUUAUGGAUAUAUGUAUUUUUUUAUUAAGUGGAAUUCUUAUGCACAUUUUAAUGAUCCAAGUUAAAUUAGAAUCCGUUCAUAUCUGACUUUUGGGAGUACAAUACAGUUGUGAACCCACUUGAGAUGGAUUCUGAAAAGACCCAUUAAAACCCCAGUAGGAGGUUGUCUGGACUUUACUGGGGCAAACUGACUCAAUUCAUACAGUGAAACUCAGAGGAUUGCUGACCACAUGGAUGCCUGAGUGAAAUGGUUACUAGAGUAACUGAACCAGAGUAUAUGAUGUUACAGAAAAAUAAGCAGUUGAUGCCCUGUUUCUUGCUCGAUAAUAUUUACACAUUUUUAUUUGCAGUUAGUGGGUUUUUUUCUGAUUUGAUAACACAAGAUGCACUUUAAUUCCAGGUGUCAUUUCUAGCUACUCUGUUCUCAGCAGAACCAGCCAGGAUAUUUGAUAUUACCAGGUCCGGACAGCGCCCGAGUCUUUCUUGACUAGCACAUCAGCACUGCUGCAAGUUCAUUUAAGAACCCUGAAAUUACUUCCAACCUCUCUCCCGUAUCACUGCUGGAUUUUUAAUUUCUCCAUUUGCAUUUCUAGUCCGUCUCAUUUCUUCUUCAAGUAUUAAUCUUUUGUGUCGCUCUUUCUGCAGCUCAAUCCAAGGUUCUGUUUCCACAAAUGUAAUGAGAAUAAUUUUAUCAGUGUGGAUAAAAGUCAUACUUAAUUGUGACUUUGCAGUUUUUCAGAUUGUGAAAAUAUUUCUUUUUCAAUACAUCAUCCAAUUACUGACUAUUUUUAGUGUGAUUAGCUGAAUCACUUGGUUAGUGACUUACGUAUCUCAGUAAGCAUAUCCUCUGAAGGUUGAAGUGUUUGUCGCAGACUGUGUUAUAUUUUGCCAUAUGCUGUCAAAAACUCAUGAUAUAAAAGAAACAACUUUUGACUAAGACAAGAUUUUAAAUGAGUUUUGAGGAAAGGUCAAUCCCGUUGACAUCACAUUUGGCCUAAAUCUUUUGUUACUAAAAAAAAAAAAAAAAAAAAAAAAGCAAAAGACAAAACUCUUUGCUAAUCUCUUGCAAUAACAUGCAACACGGAUUACCGGGUGACUGAUGUAGAAGAUUUGGGGUAAAUCCGAUUUUUAUUUAUUUAUUUUUUUUUUUUUAUUCCUCAAUUGCCCUCUCUGAUCCUGAGUGGCGUAAAACAAAUAUAUUCCAGCUUGUCAUGCACAAAGGUGAACCUUAGAUGUGGGAUUUUACCAUGACUGGAGAUGUAAGCGACACUGAUGAGGAACAAAAACAUCAUGACCCAGCACAACUGCUGCAACAGUAGAUUAAGGACCAUUACAUUAAAUCAAUGGACCAAGAGCAGACAAGGCCUUGCAACCAGAUGAUUAACAUUUAUGCUUUUUUGGAAUUGCAAGUGUGCUGUCCUCUCUGCCAAUAAUGCACACACUGGAAAUGUGGAGACAUGUACAUAGAGCGUUGUCGACGACCACGUUUCAUUUUUGAUGUGACUUUGAAAAACGAUGAAGCCUAUUGAGAAAACACUUUAAAUUUUUUUCUGGAAAUUCAAAUAUUAAAAUCUUUUAAAGGUAAUUUAGGUCAGAAUAACUCAGACUACAAGCAACCAGCACAGGUUUUGUUUCUCACUGCCAGUUUAAUGACAUUAUAAGCAGGGUAGUUGUUGAGACAUUAACUUUGGCUUUGGAAUAUCUUUUUGCAACAAAAGCAUAGAUUUCAUCCAGAGCUGAAGUUAAUCUUCAGCAUGAAGGAAGGCUUUAGCUAAAAUAAAUGGUAAAAGUUUGAUAUUUGAGACAGAAAAUGCUGAACUGCCCCAAGGAGGAUGAUAUUAUUUAAUUGUAUUUUCAACCAGAAUUACAUGUUCAUUUUGUGUUUUUAUUUGUAGUCGGCGCCUCUUAUCAGUAUGCAUAAUUCUCCUUAAAAGAUGUUCACAAGACCUCACUGUACAUCCCUCUUUUAUGAGAAAUAAACAAAAACUGACAAAA